Silurus meridionalis is the source of this 6824-nucleotide messenger RNA. It is a transcript of the gene rock1, whose product is annotated as Rho-associated, coiled-coil containing protein kinase 1. The record is from RefSeq and is a predicted model, not a curated record. Lineage: Eukaryota; Metazoa; Chordata; Actinopteri; Siluriformes; Siluridae. Gene Ontology annotation, molecular function: ATP binding; small GTPase binding; Rho-dependent protein serine/threonine kinase activity. Gene Ontology annotation, cellular component: cytoplasm; cytoskeleton. Gene Ontology annotation, biological process: regulation of cell junction assembly; cortical actin cytoskeleton organization; mitotic cytokinesis.
GGUCGGCAGUAAGUCUCGGGGCAGUUUGAACAGGAAGGCGGACAUGUUGCUCGGUCUCUGAGGAGAGUUUAUUAUUUUCGACCAAAGUCUGAUUUCUCGACGUUACCGGAUUAACUGCACGCCUCGGUCACAUCCCGGACUGAAUCUCAUCACCAACUGACGCUUUUUAUCAAAAGAAAUUCGGAUUAUUAUCGUUUUUUAUUCAAGUGGUUUGAAGGCGAAGUUUUUUUCCGCCGCUUUUUUUCUGCAGCUGUCAGUGAAUAUGGAUCCAGGCCUGGGAUCAGCAGAACUUUCUAUCUUCAUAUCUUCUGUUUUCUUCCCUCCUCACUCCUCCAUCUGAGCAUCUACACAGCGCUAUAAACACACAUCCACCGUGUCAGUGUGCGGAUUCGGGCUGUGAUUGCAGUCAGGGCGAAAACUUUUUCUUUUCUCUCUAAACUCGUCACUGACUCAUCAGAACCGCUCAACUUUCAGCUGUUUCUGGAGUAAACAUGCGGAUAUUGGGCUCGUUUCUGCGCAGGGACGAGACCGAGAAGCUGAAGAGACAGAAGAACCCGCUCCUCUGAUCAGACUCGGGCUCAGGAGGAAGUGAGCUAGCGGAGGAGCUGCUAGCAGGGAGGGAGCUCGGCUCAGUGUCCAGCUCCGGAUCAUCGUUUCGAUUUAAUCCUGGGAUUGAACUGAAAGAAAAGGGAGAAAAAACACAGGAACAAUGUCUGCAGGAGAGAAUUUAUCCGCUCGCUUCGACAAAAUCGAUGCCAUGCUGAAGGAUCCCAAGUCAGAGAUCAACACCGACUGCCUGCUGGACGGUUUGGAUGCUCUGGUCUAUGACCUUGAUUUUCCUGCCCUGAGGAAGAACAAGAGCAUUGACAACUUCUUAAACAGAUACAAGGACACGAUCAGUAAGAUCCGGGAUCUGCGGAUGAAGGCUGAUGACUAUGAGGUGGUGAAGGUGAUUGGGAGAGGAGCGUUCGGAGAAGUGCAGCUCGUGAGACACAAGGCCAGCAGUAAAGUGUAUGCUAUGAAGCUUCUCAGUAAGUUUGAGAUGAUAAAGCGCUCCGACUCUGCCUUUUUCUGGGAGGAGAGAGACAUCAUGGCCUUCGCUAACAGCAACUGGGUUGUACAGCUGUUCUACGCCUUCCAGGACGGCCGUUAUCUCUACAUGGUGAUGGAGUACAUGCCUGGAGGAGACCUGGUCAACCUGAUGAGCAAUUACGACGUGCCCGAGAAGUGGGCUCGCUUCUACACCGCCGAGGUGGUGCUGGCGCUGGACGGCAUCCACUCUAUGGGCUUCAUCCACAGGGAUGUAAAACCCGACAACAUGUUGCUGGAUAAAACGGGCCACUUGAAGCUGGCAGAUUUCGGCACUUGCAUGAAAAUGAACAAGGAUGGUAUGGUACGAUGUGACACAGCAGUAGGAACUCCAGACUACAUUUCUCCAGAGGUACUGAAGUCUCAGGGUGGAGACGGCUACUACGGUCGGGAGUGUGACUGGUGGUCUGUGGGAGUUUUCCUCUACGAGAUGCUUGUCGGCGACACGCCGUUCUACGCCGACUCGCUGGUGGGAACCUACAGCAAGAUCAUGAACCAUAAAAAUGCUCUGACGUUCCAAGACAGCGACAUCUCCAAAGACGCCAAGAGCCUCAUCUGCGCCUUCCUCACCGACAGGGAAGUACGUUUAGGACGUAACGGAGUGGACGAGAUCAAGCGCCAUUCUUUCUUCAAGAACGACCAGUGGACCUGGGAGAACAUCCGCGAGACGGCCGCCCCUGUGGUGCCAGAAUUGAGUAGCGACAUUGAUACAAGCAAUUUUGACGAUAUUGAGGAGGACCGAGGAGAGGAGGAAACCUUCCCCAUACCUAAAGCCUUUGUGGGAAACCAGCUCCCGUUUGUGGGCUUCACCUACUACAGUGGUCACCAGUUUUCACGGGGUUCGAGCACGAAAACCAGCAACAAGCAUGCCAGCGCUAUUAAAGAGGACAAAAGCCAGUUGGAGAAUCUGCUGAAGAAAAUCCACCAGUUGGAGGAGCAGCUUCAUGGAGAGAUGCAGCUCAAGGACGAGAUCGAGCAGAAGUGCAGGUCCUCCAGCAUCAAACUAGAGCGGAUUAUGAAAGAGCUGGAUGAAGAGUGUAACACGAGGAAAAGUGCAGAAGCCAGCGUGUCCCAGCUGGAGAAGGACAAGAUGAUGCUGCAGCACCGAGCCACUGAGUACCAGAGAAAAGCAGAUCAGGAGGGAGAGAAGAGACGCAACCUGGAGAGCGAGGUUUCCACUCUAAAAGAGCAGCUGGAGAACAUGAGGAAGCUCAGCCAGAACACCCAGGCUUCCAGUGAGAAGAUCACCCAGCUGCAGCACCAGCUUCAGGAGGCCAACGACCUGCUGCGAGCUGAGUCUGAUACGGCAGCACGCCUGAGGAAGAGUCAGACCGAGAUGGCAAAGUCUAUGAGUCAGCUGGAGUCGCAGAACGGAGAGCUUCAGGAGAAUCGAGCAUCUGACGACGCCAGGAGACAACUAGAACGAGAAUUGCUGCAGUUGCAGAACAUGCUGGAUACUGAGAGACGGACCUACAGCCAGGGAUCUGAGGAGAUCCGUCAACUGGAGGCUCGCAUUACGGGGCUUCAGGAGGACAACAAGAACCUGAAGCUAAGCAUGUCGAAGGUGGAGAUGGAAAGAAAGCAGGCACAGGAGAGGAACAACAUUUUGGAGAAGGAGAAGAACAGUAUGGAAAUCGAUCUCAACUAUAGGCUGAAGAUCCUGCAGCAGCGUUUGGAUCAGGAGUUAAUGGAACACAAAAUGACGCGAGCUCAGCUAACGGAUAAAUACGAGUCCAUCGAGGAGGCCAAGUCUGCUGCCAUGCACGCGGUGGAGCAGAAGGUAUCGGAGGAGAGCGUACUGCGACUGAGGGCCGAGAGUCGGGUGGUGGAGGUGGAGAAGCAGUGCUCCAUGCUGGAGUUCGACCUCAAACAGUCCAUCCAGAAGAUGGAGCAACUGAUGAAGCAGAAGGACCGGCUGGAGGACGAGGUGAAGUCUCUGCGUGUCCAGCUGGAGCAGGAGUGUGGGAAACGGGCCAUGGCUCAGAGCGAGCUGAAGAACUGGAGCGGUGAAGCUGAAAGGUUAAGAGGAACAGAGAAGCAGCUGAAGCAGGAGAUCAACGCUGCGCUGGAGACCAAGAGAUCGAUCGAGUUUCAGCUCGCGCAGCUCAGCAAGCAGUACAGAGGGAACGAAGGUCAGAUGAGGGAGCUGCAGGACCAGCUGGAGGCUGAGCAGUACUUCUCUACGCUGUAUAAGACUCAGGUGAGGGAGCUGAAGGAGGAGCUGGAGGAGAAGAACCGACAGGUGCAGGAGGUUCAGAGGAAGGCCCAGGAGAUGCACUUGGAAAGGGAAUCUCUGAUGGCUCAGUUGGACCUGACAGUGACGAAGGCCGAGUCGGAGCAGCUGGCCAGAGCGUUACAGGAGGAGCAGUACUUCGAGCUGAACCAGGAGAACAAGAAGAGUUUAUCACGACACAAACAGGAGCUGGUGGAGAGGGACUCCACUAUAGCACGGCUUGAGGAAUCCAACAAAACUCUGACCAAAGACGUGGAAAACCUCAGCAGGGAAAAAGCCGAGCUAGAUGAGAAGAUCCAAUCUCAGGAGAACGUGUUUGAAGCCCAGAGAGAAGAAAUUUCGAAUGCCAUCAAGGCCAAUUAUGAGAAGAUCCUCAAUCAGGAACGCACCCUGAAGACGCAGGCGGUCAACAAACUGGCCGAGAUCAUGAACCGCAAGGACAUGAAGCUGGACCAGAAGAAGCGCGGCAGCACCACAGACCUGCGCAAAAAGGAAAAGGAGAACCGCAAGCUGCAACUGGAGCUCAACCAGGAGAAGGAGAAGUUCAACCACAUGGCCAUCAAAUACCAGAAGGAGCUCAGCGAGAUGCAGGCGCAACUGGUGGAAGAGAGCACGUAUCGUAACGAGCUGCAGAUGCAGCUGGACAGUAAGGAAAGCGACAUCGAGCAGCUCCGCGAGAAACUAAACGACCUGCAGCUGCGCAUGGAGAACGCCAGUGUGACAAGUCUGCAGACAGACGAGGUUGACAGCAACGCUGCAGAGUCGAGAUUGGAAGGUUGGCUAGCCAUCCCAAACAGAGCCAAUAUCAAGCGAUAUGGCUGGAAGAAGCAGUAUGUUGUGGUGAGCAGUAAGAAGAUCCUGUUCUAUAACGAUGAGCAGGAUAAAGAGCAGUCCAACCCCUCUAUGGUGCUCGACAUUGACAAACUCUUCCACGUGCGUCCCGUAACCCAGGGAGACGUUUACCGUGCCGAGUCUGAUGAAAUUCCCAGAAUAUUUCAGAUUCUGUACGCGAAUGAGGGCGAAUGCCGGAAGGACGUGGACAUGGAGGCGAUUCCUCAAGGCGAGAAAGCGAACUGCCUGGCUCACAAAGGGCACGAGUUUAUCCCUACACUCUACCACUUCCCCACCAACUGUGAGGCCUGUGCCAAGCCGCUGUGGAACGUCUUUAAACCGCCUCCUGCCCUCGAAUGCCGCAGAUGCCACGUCAAAUGCCACAAAGACCACCUGGACAGGAAGGAGGACGUCAUCGCGCCAUGCAAAGUGAACUAUGACGUGACGUCAGCACGCGACAUGCUCCUGCUAGCUCUCAGCCAGGAAGAACAGAAAAAAUGGAUUGGCCAUCUUGGCAAGAAGAUCCCCAAAACACCGCCGGCUACUUUCUCUCGAGCGUCACCUCGCACCAUGAGCACUCGCUCGGUAGCUAAUCAGUCAUUCCGCAGAAACCCUAGAAACACCUCCGGAAAGUCCAGCAGGGCUCAAUCCAACCUCCACGCUGCAGACACGUCAUCCAGUUCCUGCUGACAUCAACACCGCAAGGAGAGUUCAGCGUAGUCUAUCUUUCGUCAGUCACCCUCCAUAUACCACUCCUUACUGCCCCCCCACCCCCUGACUUUUUUCUGGGUCCAAAAGCUAAAGUUUUUUAAGGCUGCGAAACAUCUGUCUAUUUCUCUCUAUUUCACCUAGUGGUGACACAAGUGCAUUGCACAAUCAAAUUGAUGCUUGAGCAACUUUUGAAAUGAAUUCAGCUGCCUUAAAAAGCUUUGACGGAAGUGUUGAGGAAAGGGCUUUAAGUGCUUAACGUCUUUAAGGGUGUUGUGAAGUUACGCAAGUGUGUCAAGUCUGUCCGUGUAUCAGAACAAACAGCGAUCGGGUGUGGGGUGUGUUGUCUUCUGAAGUGUUAACCAAGGUUGAAGGCAUAUUCUGACACCACGUGCGCUGACGUGAAAAAGGUCAAAUGGAGUUCGGAAUUUGCGAAAUACUGUAAAGUGAAGAGUAACAUAGGCUAGUUUUACGGCUAGUCACGAUACGAUUAGACCUCUUGUUCCCACACUGAGAGAUGGUGAGACGGUGCUGUCGACAAAAUUUGCUCAAAGACCCUGGCCUCAUGUUCACACUAGGACAAAGCAUUGAGAUGUUCUUUGUUUUCUCAGACCAAUCAUACGGUCUUUAGUUCCCCCACUCAAGUCUUUAAUUCCUACCUGGUACCAGGUCUCUUCCAGUCAUAUGUAAUUUAACUCUAAAGGAAGUAGGAGAUACCUGCAGUAAACACCUACAGAGUGCAGCUUCUCACCUGCUAGUGUGACCACAUGGUCAGGUGUCUUCAGGAAUCCUAAAAAAAAUUCGACUUUAACCAUCAGAAAACGAUCGUAAUGUGCAUCGCCAUUGGUGAGAAUAUCAUUGCCUUCUUCCAAUAACCAAACCCUCUGCAAAUUCUUCUUCUCUGCUCUCUUUUUUUUCCUCCAGCUAACCACCUGAACCUUCUCUGUGAAACAUUUGGACUCGUCAAUUGGGACUUGAAUUAUACAUCGCCAUCAUUAUUUUUAUAAAUAAAUAAAUCAAUCUUAAAUGAAAACAUUUAAAGAUGAAAAAAUCCAAUAAAAGGAAUAAACCCUAAAUCACUCGAGGAGAAGCUGUUGGGAAAAGGCUCCUCCUGUCCUCCUAGGCUUUCACACAGCUCGUGAGGGGACCACGCCUGGCUCUGAAGGGAACUUUACAAAAAGGUUCUUCACUCUUUGUGGGGGGGGGGGUGGGGGUGGGGAAGUCGACUCAAACAAUCUUCCAAACCUCGGCCUGAUGGACUCUCAGCCUUACUGUUCCUGUGGGGCAAUAAAUUAACCUGGGGCAAUAAUCAAGACGGAGUACUGGGUACUGAGUAUUAGUCUUUUUCUUCCUUUGUUUUUGUUUUGUUUUCGAGGAGAAUGCAAGAUCAUUACAAUCUAUGCAUAAUGUUAUUAUAGUAAUUAUCCUUAUUGUUGCUGUUCCUGAAUCCUCCAAGCUGCAGGAAUUCCACCAGACAAAGGCUGAAGGAACACCAUUCAAUUUCAUUGACUUUUUGUUUUGUUUGUUUAUUUUGGGUACAUUAUUACUGAAAUGCUUUCACUGUAAUGUUUUGUGUUUUGUUUUGUCUUUUUUUUUGGUAAUGUAUUGCCUUACUUUUGAUUCCUAGAUGAAAUGAAAGGUUGAAAAAUGAAAAAAAAAGAGGGGUAAAAAAAAAGUGAAACAUUAAGUUAACAAAUGUAAAACUGCACUGUUUGAAUUGUAAGUUAUUUGUAGAAGACUAAAACAGGUGUAGCAUUCAGCCCACCUAGUGCCUUACCUUACACACUCUCUCUCUCUCUCUCUCUCUCUCUCUCUCGAUUUUUACUGCCAUAUCUGUUUUGUGUUCCUCUUCAAAAUGAUCAAUCCUAACUAUUGUUCUUUUUAUGAAAAAAAUCUGUAUAUCACCCAGCGUAUGGUUUUAUCAGGGCGCUCUGUCACAUAUUGAACACGUAGUUCGCUUGAA